Etheostoma cragini (Arkansas darter) is the source of this 1582-nucleotide messenger RNA. RefSeq names its product ubiquitin domain containing 1a (gene ubtd1a). The coding region runs from base 346 to 1047 and encodes 233 amino acids. The transcript has 4 exons. Lineage: Eukaryota; Metazoa; Chordata; Actinopteri; Perciformes; Percidae. Gene Ontology annotation, molecular function: protein binding. The record is from RefSeq and is a predicted model, not a curated record.
GUUGUGUAAAGAAGCUACCUUCUGUCUAGGACAUUCAAUUUACUCUCACAGCACAUGGAACCUCUUUCCAUGAACUGAUCCUGUUUUAUUUUAGGGUUGCGAAGUAUUUGUUAUUAGGAGACUUGUAAGUGGUUGGGAGUGUGGUCAUUUGUAAGCAACUGGGAAGGUGUCACAACCGUUAAGUGACCUCUGAAUUGGAGUCUGCAGAUCAUGGCAAACUAGACCCAGUUAGCUGUCUCUUCCAUUGAGUCGCGUGCUGUGUCCUCUUUCUCAGGGUUGGUGUCUUUAGGUCAUUAAUGUGGACUAUUAAGUGACUCAUAUCAAAACGUCCGUGUAAGAACAGCUAUGGGAGUACCAAACUCCAGGGAAUACAACUACUAUCACGCUCCAACCUCACCCUUUAGGAUUUUGCUGAAAAGGCGCAAUGAGCCACUAAAAAAGGAGCGUCCAAAGUGGAAGAGUGAGUACCCAAUGAUGGAGGGCCAGCUGAGGAGUAAAAGGGAUGAGUUUUGGGAUACGGCUCCCGCCUUUGAUGGACGCAAAGAGAUCUGGGAUGCACUCAGAGCAGCAGCCCUGGCUGCAGAGUGCAAUGACCUGGAGCUAGCACAGGCUAUAGUGGAUGGAGCCUGCAUCACUCUGCCACAUGGCUCUCUCACAGAGAGUUAUGAUGAACUGGGUAACUGCUACCAACUCCCAGCCUACACUUUAGCCCCGCCUGUCAACCUCAUCUCUGAAACGUCCAGUGAGAACAAAGUCUCUGAGUCCACACAGAAACAAGCUCAACCCCCUCCCUGCAGACAAGAGUUCCAGCUGCGGGUGCGAUUGUCAACAGGAAAUGAUGUGCGUCUGACAGCCAGCAUGGCGGACUCCAUCGCUGAUCUAAAGAAACAGUUGGAAGAACGGGAAGAAAUUGAGGUGAACCGCCAGAGGUGGUUCUUUUCCGGGAAGCUCCUGACUGAUAAGACUCGUCUUCAAGACGCCAAGAUCCAAAAAGACUUUGUCGUUCAAGUGAUUGUCAAUAUAAACCCACAAGUUAUUGCUAACUGAGGAGGGAGACAAAGGGCUACGAAGAGGAGAAAAUAUAAGGGACAUGCCAGAGAGGGGGACAGGAAUAGGAGUAGGGCCUGAAAUCAUUUUCCAGUUGGCACUGCAGUGUAACUUUGUGUACAUUUUAUACAAGAAAAUAUUGCUUUUAUAUUGCUCCUUUUUGUAAUUUUUCCUUUUUCCAAAUGAAGUAUAUCGAAAAGCACUCGGCCACUUUAGAUUAGUAGUCCUAAAAUGCACAUCCCAGUGUCUGUCUGUCUGUCCGUUUGUGUGGACAUCAACUCAGAGCUCUAUUGUGUACACAAGUCCCCCUCCUUCUCAUGUGUGUUUGUACUAAACUGAAUAUGUUUUUUUUUUUAUUAUUUUAGCUUUAUGUCAUGCGAUUUGAGAAGUAGAGACGAUAGAAAACUUUAGUCAAAAGAAAAAAAUGUAAAUGUCAGUUUCCAUAUGUGUUGUUUGGUCAUAUAACUAUGGUCAUGUAACUAUGUGCUCACUACAUUUUACAAUUCUCAACUCAUAACAAAGACACACAUUUAAC